Molecule: messenger RNA, 414 nt
Organism: Parnassius mnemosyne (clouded apollo)
Lineage: Eukaryota; Metazoa; Arthropoda; Insecta; Lepidoptera; Papilionidae
Source: the annotation of a GenBank genome assembly
UUGAAAACGAUUGUUUCUAUUUUUUUUUCCAUUUUAAACAUUUAUAAACCUGAUUUUAAAUCAAGACGUGGAUCACUCUCAGAACAGUUCAGCUCUAGUAAUGAACCAAAGCCUAAUCGAAGUGCCCCCGUAACGCCUUGCGAUAGUGAAUCAUCAACAUGGUCGAGAGACACCUACGAUAGUUACAGAUUCCAAAAUAUUUACGAUGAGUCCAAAGAAGGUGUGUGGUGGUGGCAAAGGCCACUGGAUGUACGGCGCCCUCAUUGCCGUAAUUGCGGAGCGUCGUCUGCAACACGGCCUUUGAAAUUGUUGCCUUGCGCUGGUGUGGCCCCAGAAGACUAUGUUCAGGAAGACAGUCGCCGAUUAAUGUCACGCGAUCGACCCUUGCUUUUAGUAAAACAGCUGUUCCCGUGA